Pistacia vera is the source of this 1198-nucleotide messenger RNA. RefSeq names its product cinnamoyl-CoA reductase 1-like. Bases 110 to 1066 code for a protein of 318 amino acids. Gene Ontology annotation, molecular function: oxidoreductase activity, acting on the CH-OH group of donors, NAD or NADP as acceptor. The transcript is spliced from 6 exons. The record is from RefSeq and is a predicted model, not a curated record. Lineage: Eukaryota; Viridiplantae; Streptophyta; Magnoliopsida; Sapindales; Anacardiaceae.
AAUUGAGAAUAAAUGAGUUAACUGAAGUUUAUUUAAGAUGCUGAGUAAUCCUCUGACAGAUCAAUCUUCAUAAAUACGAAGAGGGUGUAGUAACAGGUUUAGGUUUGGAAUGGCUUCAGAGAAAGGAAGAGUGUGUGUAACAGGAGCUGGAGGCUUCAUUGCAUCGUGGGUCGUCAAGCUUCUUCUCUCCAAAGGCUACUUCGUCCAUGGAACAGUUAGAGAACCCAAGGAUGAGAAAAAUGCGCAUCUGCAUAAACUUGAGAAAGCAUCUAAGAAUCUGAAACUCUUAAAGGCAGACUUACAGGAUUACGACUCUCUCUAUUCUGCGAUUGUUGGAUGCAGUGUAGUCUUCCAUGUUGCAAGCCCCGUUGCAUCCCGCACCGUACCAAAUCCUGAGGUGGAAGUGGUUGAUUUGGCUGUAAAGGGUACACUCAACGUGCUGAGAGCAUGUCUUGAGACAAAAGUUAAGCGACUUGUUCUCACAUCUUCUGCAGCUGCUGUCGGCAACCCCACCUGGCCCAAGGACCGGGUGAUGGAUGAGACUUGUUGGUCUGAUAAGGAACACUGCAGAGCAACUGAGAACUGGUAUUCUCUUUCAAAAACGGAAGCGGAAAGUAAGGCUUUUGAGUAUGGAAAAAGAACUGGGCUUGAUGUUGUAAGCAUUUGUCCUCCCCUUACAUUGGGGCCACUUCUGCAGUCCACAGUGAAUGCAAGUAGCUUAAUUCUCGUUAACCUUCUCAAAGAAGGUUAUGAGUCAUUGGAAAACAAACUUCGGAGGAUAGUUGAUGUGCGUGAUGUAGCUGAAGCAUUGGUUCUGGCAUAUGAGAAGCCCGAGGCAGAAGGUAGAUAUAUAUGCAUGGCACACAUGAUCACAAGAAGGAACCUGGUUGAUCACCUGAAGAGUAUAUAUCCUAACUAUAACUAUCCUAAAAGCUUUACUGAGGGAGGUGAAGGAGAAAGACUAAGUUCAGAGAAACUGCAGAGGUUGGGUUGGACUUUCCGGCCCUUGGAGGAAACUCUCAUUGAUUCCGUUGAGAGCUAUAAGAAAGCUGGAAUCUUAAAUUAAGAAACUAGACAUUUCGAUUCAUCUAUAAUAACAAUUGUAUCAACGUUUUUCUAAUUCUGUACCAGCAUGUAAUUGCAAUUUGCUAAUAAAUAUCUGAUGCCUCGUUUAAAAUCAGAGGCUUGCUUUCACAAA